Molecule: messenger RNA, 1444 nt
Organism: Cornus florida
Lineage: Eukaryota; Viridiplantae; Streptophyta; Magnoliopsida; Cornales; Cornaceae
Product: GATA transcription factor 9-like
Exons: 2
Coding region: 217-1194 (325 amino acids)
Biological process (GO): positive regulation of DNA-templated transcription
Cellular component (GO): nucleus
Molecular function (GO): sequence-specific DNA binding; zinc ion binding
Source: RefSeq, a predicted model, not a curated record
UCAAUUUCCUCAAAUUAUAAAUUGGCCCCUCCUCCUUUUUCACUCAUCACCCACACCACUCCACUUUCAGCUCUUCUGUCCGCCUGUCAUCUUCAAACGCAAUCCAACGCCUCUUUUCUCUCUCCACCUUUUUCUCUCUCUAAAACUCCUACGAAAACCGUUGCUUUUGCGUCUCUCUUCUGUUUGCCCCCUGCCCUCAAACCAACACACACAACAAUGGAAGCUCCAGACUUCUUCGUCGGCAGUUUUUUUGGCAACCAAUUCUCGUCCGCAAAUCACUAUUCCGAUCACAAACCGACCGCCGAAAACAACCACUUCACCGUCGAGGACCUUCUCGACUUCUCCAAAGAAGACGAAACCAUGACCGACGCUUUCUUCGACACUUUCACCGGAAAUUCAACUGAUUCUUCCACAUUAACCGCCAUUGAUAGCUGCAAUUCAUCUGUUUCCGGCAACAUUAGCUGCCGGAGUUUCACCGACGCUCAAUUCUCCAGCGAACUAUGCGUCCCGUACGAUGAUUUGGCUGAGCUCGAAUGGCUCUCGAAUAUCACUGAAGAAUCGUUCUCAAGCGACGAUUUGCAGAAUCUCCAACUCAUCUCCGGAGCCAAAGCUUCCACCGACGCCUCAAAUUCCGAAACAACCCACAGUUUUGGCACCGAAACAACCGCCGGUGACCGAAACAACCCGCCAGUGCUUCGACCGGACGUCUCAGUCCCCGGAAAAGCCCGAAGCAGGCGCUCACGCGCCGCCCCGUGCGACUGGACGUCCCGGCUCCUUGUUCUCUGUCCUACGACGUCGUCUUCAGAUACAAACAACAAAACGCCUAAAACGAUGACGUUGAAGAAGAGAGAGGGUUCAGAGACUGUGGGCCGGAAGUGCCUCCACUGCGCCUCCGAGAAGACCCCGCAGUGGCGGACUGGGCCUUUGGGUCCAAAAACACUCUGUAACGCCUGUGGGGUCCGAUACAAGUCGGGUCGGUUGGUGCCCGAAUACCGACCUGCCGCAAGCCCGACCUUUAUGUCGACAAAGCACUCGAACUCUCACCGGAAAGUUCUUGAGCUUCGGAGGCAAAAUGACAUCCAUAGGUCCCAGCCGCAACACUUUCUAAGUCAAAACACGAUUUUCGGAGCAUCGAACGGUGAUGAUUACUUGAUUCAUCAUUCCAACGGCCCUGAUGUCAGGCAGAUGAUCUAGCAUGUGCGGUAGUAAUAGCAGAACGUUAGCUUUUGGUAUCUCUUUUUUUUACUGUUAUUUUUCUAAUUCACAUGUUUUAGAUAUUUGAAUUUUCAGAAGAAAAAAAAAAAAUCUAGAAAUAGGAAGGCAAAAAGGUGGGGAUGGACGAAGUGGUCAUUUCACUGUAGACUUUGUAAUUUUGUUUUUUUAUUGGGGUCCUAUCUUUGAUAAGUUGAGAAUUAAAUUUUUAUUUUUUUAUUAUUUCUGAAAA